AUGCGGUGGAAUGCCGGGGACGGGAAGGUCGACGAAUACGACGGCCACUGGGAGAAUGGCAGGAUGCACGGCCAGGGUGUCUACAAGUACUACGACGGUACACGGUACCAAGGUCAGUUCCAGGACAAUCUGCGGCAAGGCUAUGGGAUCCUAACGUUCACGGACGGCAGCCUCUACGAGGGCGGCUGGAGUGAGGAUGUUCCCGAGGGAGAAGGCCGCGUGAUCUACUCCAAUGGUCAGAUCGUCAACACGACCUUCAAAGCUGGCCAGCAAAGCAUGGAGCAUCUGGAGACCUUGAUGAAGGAGGCCGCGCCGCCUCCACCGCCAGCCGGCAUGGAUUUCGUUCCCGGCGAUAAACCUCAAGCGCCCGCGUCGUCCUCCACUGCACCAGCCAUACUCAACGACAGCCGGCCACCGCUGCCUCCACCGGAACCGUACUCCAUGGUGGCGGACCGGCCGGACAUGUCGCUUCCUAUCAGCGAGGGCGACAGCUUGGCGCGGCUUCCGGUGUUGGCCUUGACCAACAUACCGCCGCCACCGCCACUGGGUACCACAGCUCCGCUGCCGGCGCUGAAAGCUCCGGGCCCUGCUGGGGCUGUCGCAUCCUCGCCGCUGGGUGCCUCGCCUUUGGGUGCGUCGCCACCCGGUGCUUCGCCGCUCGGUGCGUCGCCCGUAAGGGAAUUGCCUGUCGGCAUGCUAUCGCUGGGUGCUGCACCACGGCCACAGGCAUAG
Molecule: messenger RNA, 732 nt
Organism: Symbiodinium necroappetens
Lineage: Eukaryota; Dinophyceae; Suessiales; Symbiodiniaceae
Source: the annotation of a GenBank genome assembly